This is a messenger RNA of Papaver somniferum (opium poppy), 960 nucleotides long. RefSeq lists its product as uncharacterized. The transcript has 3 exons. The annotation marks the transcript as partial. Gene Ontology annotation, biological process: regulation of DNA-templated transcription. The record is from RefSeq and is a predicted model, not a curated record. NCBI's taxonomy places the organism in Eukaryota, Viridiplantae, Streptophyta, Magnoliopsida, Ranunculales, Papaveraceae.
AUGGAGUAUGACACUCAACUACAAGAACAAUUGCUGAAGAAGAUUGAAGAGCUUGACGUUGAAGAUGCCAACCUGAGAGAUGAAAUGGCUAAAUUAGCCUGUUACGGAGCCAGUUCCGGCAUUGGCGUUGAUUUUGGAAUUAAAAAUAUAGAUUGCAGUAACCAGUCUCCAUUAGAUUCAGCUCAACGACCCGGACCAACCAGUUCAUGUAGAGAGAUUGGUUGGAGUCAUGGCGAAACGCUGCCAACAUGGAAAAUUGGUUCCGCUUCAUCCAAACAUAUAGAGAGAAGUAUCCUUGACUCGUACAAUAUCUUGCAGUCAAUUGGUCAGGCAAUUCAUAUUGUUGAUGACAAAAAUCUGAUAAUUUACUGGAAUCGAGCUGCUGAAGGCUUGUAUGGUUAUUCUGCAUCAGAAGCCAUUGGUCGUAAUAGUCUUCACCUGAUUGUUGACGAGCAGGACUAUAAAGAUGGAUGCGAAAUUAUUCAUAGAACUUUCAUGGGGGAAAGCUGGACAGGGGUGUUCCCCGUCAUUAAUAAACAAGGAAGACGAUUUCGAGUUAUUGUAACUACUGGUCAGCCCUUCCACGAAACUCGAACUACGUUUACUUCUACAAGAAAUCCUUCAAAGGAAGCUGCAUAUCGUCAGCCAUCUAAAAGUUGUGCACCUGCAACUACUGGUCUUAACUCCCAGCAGAAGCCGCUCCAAGUUACAAUUCCUUCCAAGCUGCUUAAUCUGGACUGCCAUAUGAAUCAGACAUCAAGAACGGCUAAAUUUGUACGGUCGGUAAAAGCCAUUAAAUAUGACAUCCGAGGUGGGAAAAAACAGUAUGUUGAACGGCAAGUUUCCUUAGAAACCGUUGUCUCUGACCCGAGAGAGCAUGCCCAAGAGAAAAUGUAUCAGGAAAGACUUUUAGGAGAUCUUGGUGAGAAGGACGAAAGUAUGAUCGGAGUCUGCAAAAUG